Molecule: messenger RNA, 1861 nt
Organism: Pyricularia oryzae 70-15
Lineage: Eukaryota; Fungi; Ascomycota; Sordariomycetes; Magnaporthales; Pyriculariaceae
Exons: 2
Coding region: 312-1493 (393 amino acids)
Source: RefSeq, a predicted model, not a curated record
GCCCGACGUUGAAGGCGGAUUUGGCCGAUUCGGGAAUGACUGAAUGAGUCUUUCUGACUGUUAAUUCAUUCAUCUCGCGUCGUUGACUACGCACUGCGGACAGGGAAUUUUUAUUCCUUUUGUUUUGAUAUUCCGACCAGUUUCUUUUCCUGCCGUCUCAUCUCAGGGCUCGGUUGGAUCGGCCGUUAUCUCUCUUAUCUUCUUGCCACUGUGGCCUUCGUAUCCUCCCUACAGUUCAAGCAGCCCGCUAUUAUCGGUGAACGUGCGAAAUCGUCACCUUAAUAAUCUGUCAGUGUCAAACAUCUGCGACAAUGGCCAUCUACAGUGCUGUCCCACCUCCCCCGGAGUCUCCGGCAAUGUCGGCUUCGGGGGAAGCCCACCACGCUAGUGGCAACAUCCAUCAUGGGCAUCACCACACUCCCUCAAUGGCAUCAACGGCGACCCUUGACAUCGAAGCAUGGACAGUGUCUGCGCUUGAGUCGCUCAGCGUGUCCACCGAGGCCCGCGGAACCGGCAUUCCUUUCUCCAUUCCGCUGGAUAACAGCAUCCCCGCGCCGCGCACCAACCAGGCCCGUGUGUCCAUCGACCCGGGCCUGGGAGGCAUUGCACCCCCGCGCCGACCCCCGUCCCGCCGCGACAGCCAGCGCCGACGUGAGCUCGUCGCCAAGGGCAACGAGGGCAGUCGGCAGCGGCGCAGGUGGGAGAACGACCGUCUGGUUCACGUGCCCGGCGCGCAGCCCCCCGAGCCUAUCGACUUCCAGGUCGGCCCGACGCACGUCGUGCACGACUAUGUGCCCUACCAGGUCGCUCAGCUGUGGGACCGUGGCCUGCGCGAUCAGAUUGAGGAGGACCGCGCCAGGGCCGCCGCCCUCAAGAGGAAGCGCCAGCAGCAGAUCGACGCCGGGCUACUCUCCGCCGGGGCCGAAUCUGGCGCUGUGGCAGUCGGCCGCGUGCCACGUGAGCUUCGCGCCACGGCCAAGAAGACGCCGGCGCUGAAGGGCUGGGUGCGCACGCUCGAGGAGCCCGUCCGUCAGUUCCUCGUGGAGGAGGAUGCUAGAAUCAGGGCCGACGCUGCUGAGAAGGAGCGCAAGCGGUUGGAGAAGGAGAAGGAGAAGGAGGCACGCGCUGCUAGCGAGGGUGAGAGUGGGCUCGAUUCCGAAGACGAAGAAAUUGUCUUUAUUGGGCGACGCCAGGCCACACCGCAGAAGUCGAGCGGUCCGGGUUGGAAAAAGGCCCACCGUGAGACGCGGGACAAAGGGGCCAUUGACUCUGGCGUCGUCUUUGACUCGUUGGGCGACGACGAGAGCAGUGCCUUUAAGCGAUGGCUUACCCACUCGAUUUCUGACUACUAUGGCCUUUCAUCUCAUUCGGCAACCACGGGAACCCCGCCGCGAAAGGUCGUAUAUGUGGGGAUCAAGCCUGCCGGCAGUGGCUCGAAGAAAACGACACAGCUGCCACCACAGCUUCCACGGCCAAUGUGGGAGUUGUUUUGAUAAGCUUGUGAUAAAUGGUGAAAGGUCGAUGUUGAUGUGCAUGGGUAAGUAUAUGUUGAAUAAACGUGGGACUUUUACACGGUGCAUCUGUGGGGUUGUCAUCUAAAUGAGUAGCGGUGCUACCCCAAAUUGUCUACAACGGGAUUUUAGGCCGUGAUGAAAGCUGUGCAACGGCCUACGGGUCUGGCUUUAUAAAGUGCGAUACAGAGGGGUUGGGCGGUGCAAAUAUUGCAAUUGCCAUAGACUUUCUUCCAUCAAGUACCAACAAGGGUCUGAGUUUAUGAUGUCCAUGUCGUAACGUGUAGGCAUCGUUUUGCAUCCAUUUUCUUGAACCGCAACGCGCAAAAUGCAAUCCGGUCAGGCUUUGU